Microdochium trichocladiopsis is the source of this 1098-nucleotide messenger RNA. RefSeq lists its product as uncharacterized. The transcript is spliced from 4 exons. Lineage: Eukaryota; Fungi; Ascomycota; Sordariomycetes; Xylariales; Microdochiaceae. Gene Ontology annotation, molecular function: methionine adenosyltransferase regulator activity. Gene Ontology annotation, cellular component: methionine adenosyltransferase complex. Gene Ontology annotation, biological process: S-adenosylmethionine biosynthetic process. The record is from RefSeq and is a predicted model, not a curated record. The coding region runs from base 113 to 1078 and encodes 321 amino acids.
AAGAAGGGCGAGCUUCUCCAAGCCCAGAGCUCCAGUGCACGUCCAACUGCUCGCCAAUUCGGAGUCAUAACUGCAAUCACGGACAUAGCAGGAAGCAGAAAAGCCGUUCAUCAUGUCACAAUCAACAGCUCUCGUCACCGGUGCGACUGGCCUGCUCGGCAGACAGGUCGUCAAGGCGUUUGAGCGGGCGAACUGGAACGUCAAAGGCACCGGCUUCUCGAGGGCGGACGGUGUGUCGGUACUCAAAGUCAACCUCGAGGAUGCGUCUAAUGUUGAGAAAGCCCUGGAACACGUCAAACCGCAGGUAGUUGUGCACUGUGCGGCGAACCGCUUCCCAGAUAAAUGCGACAAGGACCCCGAGGGCACGCGGGCCCUGAACGUGACGGCCACGGGAAGCCUCGCGUCGCUGUGCGCAAAGCGGGACAUCCUCCUGAUCUACAUCUCGACCGACUACGUGUUCCCCGGGAAGCCCGGGGACGCUCCAUACGAUGCGAACGCCGAGCCCGCGCCGACAAACAUGUACGGGCAGACCAAGCUGGAUGGAGAGGCCGCCACGCUCGAGGCGUACAGAAAGGCCGGCAAGCAGGGGCUCGGCGUUGUGCUGCGUGUGCCCGUGCUGUAUGGUGAUGCGGAGAUGCCGUCGGAGAGCGCAGUCAAUGUGCUCAUGGACGCGGUGUGGAAGGCACAGGAGGCGUCGGCAGACAGCAAGACCAAGAUGGACCACUGGGCUCUUCGGUAUCCCACGAACACGGAGGAUGUGGGCAGAGUAUGCAAAGACAUCUCGGUCAAGUACCUGGAGACAAAACCCGCGGACCGCGCCUCGCUACCCCAGAUCCUGCAGUUCUCCUCGGAGGACAAGAUGACAAAGUACGAGAUCUGCCAGCACUUUAGCGACAUCAUGGGCCUGCCGAUCGACGGCAUCGAGGCCAACACGGAAGGGAACGACCCCAACGCGUCGGUGCAGCGGCCAUACGACUGCCACCUGAGCACUCAGGCGCUCAAGGACCUGGGUAUCAGCGUGGAGACCAUGGACUUUGUGGCGUGGUGGCGGUGGCAGGUCAAGGCCUUCAGGAAGUGAUGGGGUUUGGUCUCGGUGGC